Molecule: messenger RNA, 369 nt
Organism: Acaulospora colombiana
Lineage: Eukaryota; Fungi; Glomeromycota; Glomeromycetes; Diversisporales; Acaulosporaceae
Source: the annotation of a GenBank genome assembly
GAGAGCACUUUCAGGGAUACCGAUGAUGGGGAUAGUUCGUCUAAUUUUAUUGAUUUCGCUUCAUACAUCGAUCAAACACCGAUAACCGUAAAUCCGCGCCUACCGCUCGAGACUGUCAUGGACUUAUUCAAGAAGAUGGGUCCUCGCGUGAUCCUCAUUGAGCACAUGGGUAAGCUGGUAGGCCUUAUAACAGUAAAAGACGAGCUGAAAUACAUCGCGAGAAAGGAGGCAGAAGAGAACGGUGAUUCCAGGGCGUACGAUGAUUCAAGUCCAUCAGGAUCAUCUGAUGAGGAUGAGCCGAGAACUUCGGAAAGCAGAAAGCGCAGCACUGACUCGUAUUUUGAAGUGAACAAAAGGAGAACAAGUGAU